AUGAUUUUGGAUCGAAGCCCUAUGGAGGAGCCGGACAUCGAUGUUGUUGGAGAGCAGGAGAAAGACCCGAGUCAAGUUCCGAGCCCCAGGCUCAGAGAGAAGGAUGCGGGAGACGGACCGGAGAAGCGCAGUGACGCGUCGGGUGUCGCGUGCGUGAAGCCGCCGUAUUCGUACAUCGCGCUCAUCACCAUGGCGAUCCUGCAGAGCCCGGGGAAGCGACUGACCCUCAGCGAGAUCUGCGAGUUCAUCAGCCGCCGCUUCGCCUACUACCGCGAGAAGUUCCCUGCGUGGCAGAACUCCAUCCGGCACAACCUGUCGCUCAAUGACUGCUUCGUCAAAAUGCCACGAGAACCCGGGAACCCCGGGAAGGGCAACUACUGGACCCUGGACCCCAUGUCGUCCGAUAUGUUCGAAAAUGGGAGUUUCCUCCGGCGGAGGAAGCGCUUCAAGCGGCUCCGCUGCUUCACCAAGGAGGCGGAAACGCCACUUCCGGGAUUCCCGAUCGGAUCUUACGCUUCGGCUUUACCGCUCCCGGGUUUGGAUCUGUACCUCGAGCGCUCACCUCCUCCUCCUCCUCCUGCCCUUGUCUCACCUGUCGGCAGCCUUUUACCUGCGCUCUCCACCCUGCUGAAAGGUUACCUCCCGCACCCAUCACGCGCUCCAUUCCCCGGAGCCCAGCUCGCACCUCCGGCCGCUCUUCCUCCGAGCUUUUACACCCUGCACCAGGAAUAUCACAAACUGCAGGCUCUGCACAGCACCGCGCUCACCAACAAACUCCUGCAGCAGUUCGGUGACAGCACCCUCUAAUACACACCUCUCGAACUGCGCGCCUGCGUCGCCAGAAGGUCUUGAGAUAAAUCCCGCACAGACGGAUUAUAACCCAGAAACUAACCCGACACCUGGGCAAAAGCAGAAAAGUCAUGGCAAUCUUGUUGUUGUGUGUGUGUGUUUUGUUUUAUUAUUAUUAUGAUUGAUUAUUAAUUUUUUUUAAA
Neoarius graeffei (lesser salmon catfish) is the source of this 992-nucleotide messenger RNA. RefSeq names its product forkhead box protein D1-like. Gene Ontology annotation, molecular function: DNA-binding transcription factor activity, RNA polymerase II-specific; RNA polymerase II cis-regulatory region sequence-specific DNA binding. NCBI's taxonomy places the organism in Eukaryota, Metazoa, Chordata, Actinopteri, Siluriformes, Ariidae. Bases 1 to 807 code for a protein of 268 amino acids. The transcript has a single exon. The record is from RefSeq and is a predicted model, not a curated record. Gene Ontology annotation, biological process: cell differentiation; anatomical structure morphogenesis; regulation of transcription by RNA polymerase II.